AUGUCUAAGAGCAGCAACAGCAGCGGUAGCAGCGCCACCACCGGCGGCAGCGGUGGCUUUGGGACCCCAACUAUGCUUGGCGUGCAGUACUCCUCCGAGGAUGCGCGCAGCAUCUACCAGAAAGUGGGGACAAUCAAUGGCUACACGUUCGAGGUGCCGCCCGUUAACCGGUUCCACAGCAAGAAUGCUGAGUCGAAGUUCGUGCAGCUCACUGGAUCUCUCAACCCGCGCUUUGAGGCCGAGCGCUUCGACAGCCUCCGCGAGCGCUUGCAGCAAGCAGACAAGAAGGGCAAGGACAGUCAUCUGCAGGCCAUUGCAGUCCUAUACGCGGAAUUUCUUGGUAACAGCUUUUUGAAGGCAAAGAAUGUGGACUACGCAGAGAUAGAGCGGUGCUUCUACCCAUCUUAUCUCCCACAGUAUGUCACGGCGCUGCAGGCUGUAGGGCUUAAAAAGCCGCUUUGGUGGCGGCAGGGUCUGUUCGCGUCUCUUGAAGACAUCUCACGGCUGCCGCUUUCCAGAUGCAGUGUCAAAAAGGAGGCUGCGAUGAGUUUUGAAGAAUGGUAUUGUCUUUUCUGGAACUACUACACCCCUUUUAACACCUUGGCGUACCUAAUGAUGGUUACGGCGCAGUCCACACUCCUGAACAAGGAGCUGAUCGAGAGUGUCGCCGACUACAUUGCCCACCGCCACGCGCUUAUCGAGGAUCCAGUGGCGAAAAAGGCACCCAUUUUGUUUAUGGGCUCACGCACUGGGAAGAUGGGAGCGCUGCUAAACAAAACCGGGAAGAUACCUGUGCCGAUCAUUCAUGUUCAUGAGAAACCCAACAUGAACCCGUACCUUCUCGUCAUACCGCCACAAAAACAAGACGAGUUCAAACCGCAUCCCAUCAUAAAGAUGAAGGAUCAAGUUGCGUUAGAAAAGUACGAGCCCGCCAUUGUCUUGAUGUCGGACAUGAUGAUGAACAACGACCCGACGGCCAUGAUUCGGCGCAUAGGUUCGGUGCGAGAGUACAUUUAUUUUGGAACACCAGACAGCUACGUUGAGGGCCACCCGUGGGAGACGUGGGGACAUUUCAAAUACCGUGAGAAGGGGGCUGACCACAUCCCGCCAUUCAUGCGGGAGAACUGGCUGAAGGUCUCUCUUCCACACCUUUCGCGCUGGAUGAUUUAUAAGACAGAUGGUGACAUGCAAAUGGGUAAUGGAGCCGUUACGACAUGGAUGCGGCGCCCGUUGCAGCCAUCUAUGAAGGCGAAAUGGAACUGGCGCUUUGCGCGUCUCAAGCCGUUUUAUUGA
Molecule: messenger RNA, 1293 nt
Organism: Trypanosoma grayi
Lineage: Eukaryota; Euglenozoa; Kinetoplastea; Trypanosomatida; Trypanosomatidae
Exons: 1
Coding region: 1-1293 (430 amino acids)
Source: RefSeq, a predicted model, not a curated record